AUGAAAGUAUGGAACUUCCCCAAUUGCAUCGGAGCUGUUGACGGCAAACACGUCAAAGUUAUAGCACCACAACAUUCCGGAUCCAUAAACGAAAAAUUUUGGCGAGCCGCUGCCGGUCACGAAGGGGUACUGCUGUGUAGUUGCUGCUCUGUGAUAGCUGAGGGAACGACGAUUGACCGCCGACUCUGGCAGAGCGAGCUGUAACGUCGAGCAGUGCACAUCGUGCUCGGAUAAUCUGCCGCUCCCAAAUUACGUUAAAUCGUUGUGCUAUUAUUAUUGUUGUUAAGUUGAUUGGUGGAAAAUUAGUGUUUGACUAACCGCGUUUCUAACAAUAUAUAUAU
Messenger RNA from Acanthoscelides obtectus, 341 nucleotides. NCBI's taxonomy places the organism in Eukaryota, Metazoa, Arthropoda, Insecta, Coleoptera, Chrysomelidae. The record is from the annotation of a GenBank genome assembly.